Didymella exigua CBS 183.55 is the source of this 1240-nucleotide messenger RNA. Its product is annotated as trimeric LpxA-like protein. Bases 398 to 1096 code for a protein of 232 amino acids. The transcript has 2 exons. Lineage: Eukaryota; Fungi; Ascomycota; Dothideomycetes; Pleosporales; Didymellaceae. The record is from RefSeq and is a predicted model, not a curated record.
GCUAUCGCAUUACAAGCGUCACAGCCCAUGUGUAUCUGAACUUAUAAUGAAUUUGAUUCAGGGCAUCCGAGCAAGUUGCGGACAGUCUGGGCCCCAAAAUAUGAGAACGCCUGUAGACUAGCAAAAAACAAUAGCGACAAUGGCUUCUCAGUGCGUCUUCUACCACACCCCAGACACAAAAUAGCGUGCGAUUCAAAGGAUCGAUAAUGCCGUCCUUGCGAGCAUACGACAGUAUUCAAGUUGUCGAAGGCCGGCACGUGCUCACGCGUUUCAUUGGUCGCGCCUUGACCUUCAGUUCACCGUUACUUCAGCACUCAACAACAUCGAAUUGCACAAAUACCAGAAUCAGUCGAACACAGACGCAGAAAGGUCAUCAUAUACGCAUGUUAGCGCUACCAUGUCGCGACCGUCUGCAAGGAAGGCAGCGCCAAAGGGCGAGUACAUCGAGACGGACUCAGGAAACAAAGUCUCUCGGCGCGCGGCCAUAACCGGCACCGCCAACAUCACACUGGGCGGACGCACGGUAAUUAUGGCCGAGGUGCAACUGCGCGGCGACCUGAAGCCCACGCGACCCAUGCCCUCGCAGUCCGGGAAAGAAACAACACCGAUCAGUAUCAACAUCGGGCGAUGCACGGUGAUCUCGACAGGCAGUGUGAUCAAGCCGCCGGCGAGGAUAAGCAGAGGGCAGGUGCACUACUAUCCCAUGAAGAUCGGGGAUAACGUGUUCGUGGGUAGGUGUCUUACUACUCUCCGACGGUGCGCGUCCAGAUCUGAUCAUCUUCAAGGGCCAAACAGCACCAUAUCGGCCAUCUCCAUCUCAUCACAUGUUCACAUUGGCGCAAACGUGACCAUCCAACCCUUCGCCAUUAUCAAAGAGAAUGUCAAGAUCCUGCCACAUACGGUGGUCCCAACGAACAUGGUCAUCGCUUCUGGAUCUGUGGUUGGUGGGCAGCCUGCACGUAUAGUUGGCGAAGUAGGGGAAGGCUGGGGUGUUGGAGGCGGAGGAGCGGGAGGGGGCUUGGGUGUGGGCGGUGGUGGAGAGGAGAAGUGGGUUGAGGGUGGGGAUUUAAGGGAAUUGGUAAGAAGUAUCAAAUGAGACACAAACGGGGAAGGAAUGACUCUAGUGAGAUGCAACGUAUGAUUUGGCCUCGAAAACAUCCUUGAGUGCGUUCACAGAGUAGAAGAACCAUGUUUACACACAGUGAUCCUCACCUGUACUUGAGUGUCAAGCUCGCUUUCC